UUGGGCAUGUUGUUCAGAUUUGGCACCGCGCCAAUUACACAGCCUCCUGGUUUCAAUUAGGUCCGCGUCUUAGGUAUAUACGACUUCGCUGACACGCUGCCCUUCAUUUCUCCGAUCACUGCGCACAAUUACUAAAAGGAGUACGAACGCAUCAGAAUGUCAGGACGAGGAAAAGGCGGAAAAGGGCUCGGGAAAGGCGGCGCCAAGCGGCACAGGAAGGUUUUGCGUGAUAACAUCCAGGGCAUUACGAAGCCCGCCAUUAGGCGUUUGGCUCGCCGUGGAGGCGUCAAGCGAAUUUCCGGGCUGAUCUAUGAGGAGACCCGCGGUGUGCUGAAGGUCUUUUUGGAGAACGUGAUCCGCGACGCCGUGACGUACACCGAGCACGCAAAGCGCAAGACCGUCACCGCCAUGGACGUAGUGUAUGCGCUCAAACGCCAGGGGCGCACUCUGUACGGCUUCGGCGGCUGAGCACACACUUCCGGACUUCACACGCUUAAAAACACCCAAAGGCUCUUUUAAGGGCCGCCCACUUAUUCUCUAAAAAGAGCAAACUCUAAUCUCUGCCUUUUUAAUUCUACUGUUUUUAUUUUAUUUAAUUUAAUUUUUUAGAUUACCUUCAAUAAAAUAAACAUCUUUUCUAUAA
Messenger RNA from Clarias gariepinus (North African catfish), 643 nucleotides. Its product is annotated as histone H4. Bases 157 to 468 code for a protein of 103 amino acids. Gene Ontology annotation, molecular function: structural constituent of chromatin; DNA binding; protein heterodimerization activity. Gene Ontology annotation, biological process: nucleosome assembly. The record is from RefSeq and is a predicted model, not a curated record. The transcript has a single exon. Gene Ontology annotation, cellular component: nucleosome. NCBI's taxonomy places the organism in Eukaryota, Metazoa, Chordata, Actinopteri, Siluriformes, Clariidae.